AUGGCGGCUUCGUCCAACGUUGCAAGAUACAACACACCUUGUGCUGCCUGCAAGUUUUUGAGGAGAAAGUGCAUGCCCGAUUGCAUCUUCGCUCCUUACUUCCCACCAGAAGAACCCUCAAAAUUCACCCAUGUCCACAAAAUCUUCGGGGCAAGCAACGUGUCAAAGCUCUUGCACGAGGUCCUCCCUCAUCAAAGAGAAGACACCGUGAGUUCUCUGGCCUACGAAGCAGAGGCACGCGUGAGGGAUCCUGUUUAUGGCUGCGUUGGUGCCAUUUCAUUUCUGCAAUUGCAAGUUGAGCGGCUUCAGAAGGAACUCGAUGCGGCUAAUGCAGAAUUGGCUUAUUAUGCUUGCGCAUGUUAUAAUAAUUAUCAUCCGAAUAUCUGGAGUACUGUUGCAUUGCCAAGGAAUGCCUCGGUGCCGAUUCAUCCGAUGAGCAAUUGUGCUCAGAUGAGGCCUGUUGAGGCGAUUAAUACAAGAGGAGCAGGAGUUGGUACUUAUUCAUUUCGAGGGAAUGGCAAAAAUGUUUCUGGCCAAGGAGGAGCUGCGGGACAAGGACCAUGA
Molecule: messenger RNA, 564 nt
Organism: Daucus carota subsp. sativus
Lineage: Eukaryota; Viridiplantae; Streptophyta; Magnoliopsida; Apiales; Apiaceae
Product: LOB domain-containing protein 25-like
Exons: 1
Coding region: 1-564 (187 amino acids)
Source: RefSeq, a predicted model, not a curated record